GGUUCGCAGCGCAAAACAGAGCAGAUCAGUUGAGAUCGUCAGGGCCCCUUUGACGUUUUGUUGCUGCUUAUUGUUGAUUCAGUUUAAGAAGCUACGUGAACGCGCCGCGAAAGUGACCGCGGAUGCGCCGGUGACGAUCGGUCUUUAGUACUGUAAGAGCAGUCAGUGUCUUGUGAAUUUUUUAGCGUAACGGAAUUCGUUAGAAUCGAUUGUGUAAUUGUUUUUAUUUUCAAUUGUUGUGCAUGCAUACAUACCUAUUUACAUAUAUAUAGUGUAUAUACAUACACAUAUAUGCGAGCAGUUAACGAGUAAAUGCGAAUAGCAGUAUUAUUUUUACCAAGAAUAAGUGAUAAACCCACUUACAUCGAUAUAUUAUAUAAAAAAGUGUGUAAUAGACUGUUCGUGGCAGGAUAUAGACAACAGCUGUUCAACAGACGAAAAUGUUUCGCUGCACGAGGAAGCGUUUGAAAGUCACGCUAUUCGUAUUUAAUGCGAUCUGUGCUAUCAUGGGUGUAAUACUAAUGUGGUUCGGAGCUUGGCUACAUAGCAAUAUUGGAGAAAUAGAUGUGGAUAACAGUGAAACCCUGGUCGCUACCGUUAUUGUACUUCUGGGCGCAGUGUUAUUGGUGAUGGCGGUCUUUGGCUGUGCUGCAACCUACAUGGAGUCCAAAAGCAUGUUGAUAAGUUAUGCUGUGAUUUUAGUUAUUUUGCUGGUCAUACAAAUAUUCCUCGUGAGCAUCAGCUACACGGCGGCAAGCGGCAGUCUCUCAAGUGGCCUGCAAAGAGGUUUCGACGAACUCUGGGAUAAACGGAAUUCGAACAAAAACACAACACUGUCUUUUUAUGAAGAGUGGCUCCAGUGCUGCGGCAAGAGCAGCGCCAAUGACUAUUUUCUCAUGGACAAAGUUCCGCCRCCCAGCUGCUGUCGCUACCAGGACUGUACGAACGUUCUAAAUCUCUAUGUGGUUGGUUGUGAGAAGAAAUUUGGCGAAUAUUUGACUGAGAAGACGAGCAGCUUCAACACUAUUAGUUGGUGUUUGAUUAUCACGGAGUUAAUUGGCUCGGUGUUCGCUUGCAUUUUGCUUGAUAGCAUCCGAGAUUAUCGCGAUCGCAUUCGUUUCUACAAUUAAGGAGUGCGUAGAGUUAGACACAAAAUGCAAAUACCUCGUUACUUUGUACUGCAUAGUAUUGUUACACACACAUACAUAUAUACAUAUGUUGAAUUGAUAUAUUAUUAAUAUAAAUUAGGAAGAAUAUUGUAAAUUAUUAGCUAAUUAUUAUUAUGCCAGCUAAACCUAGCCCUUAAAACAUUUAGUUACAUUA
This is a messenger RNA of Bactrocera latifrons, 1323 nucleotides long. RefSeq names its product protein late bloomer. Gene Ontology annotation, cellular component: membrane. The transcript is spliced from 5 exons. The record is from RefSeq and is a predicted model, not a curated record. Lineage: Eukaryota; Metazoa; Arthropoda; Insecta; Diptera; Tephritidae. The coding region runs from base 441 to 1130 and encodes 229 amino acids.